AUGCAGCUGUGUUUGUCUGAUCUGUUUAAGAUUGAAAAACAUGACAACUGUGCCUAUGACUACCUAGAGGUUCGAGAUGGAAACAGUGAUAAUAGCCCUGUGAUAGGUCGUUUCUGUGGUUAUGAUAAACCUGAAGACAUAAGAUCUACCUCCAAUACCUUGUGGAUGAAAUUCGUUUCUGACAGAACUGUGAAUAAGGCAGGGUUUGCUGCUAACUUUUUCAAAGAGGAGGACGAGUGUGCCAAACCUGACCGAGGAGGCUGUGAGCAGCGCUGUCUGAACACUCUGGGCAGCUACCAGUGUGCCUGCGAGCCUGGCUACGAACUGGGGCCUGACCGGAGAAGCUGCGAGGUGGCUUGUGGAGGACUUCUAUCCAAGCUCAAUGGCACUAUCACUACCCCUGGCUGGCCUAAAGAGUACCCUCCCAACAAAAAUUGUGUGUGGCAAGUGGUUGCACCAACUCAAUACAGAAUUUCUAUGAAGUUUGAGUUUUUUGAAUUAGAAGGGAAUGAAGUAAGUGAACCAUACAUACCAUGCAUUUGAAUCAUACUUUGGGAAUUACUAAGGCAA
This is a messenger RNA of Ictidomys tridecemlineatus (thirteen-lined ground squirrel), 570 nucleotides long. Lineage: Eukaryota; Metazoa; Chordata; Mammalia; Rodentia; Sciuridae. The record is from RefSeq and is a predicted model, not a curated record.